AUGGAGGCCUACUUAGUUGGCCCAAUAGCUAGCCUACUAGCUAGUCAACUAGCUUACUGGUUGGAGUCGAGUAUGCUAUGUAGAGGAGCUACAAGGUCUGGAAUGUAUGUGACUAUGCAUGAAAGAGAAGUUGAUGCUAUGAGCAAAGAGGGCUAUAUGGGGUCAUUGCACGAGGAAGAUGGUAAGGUAGUAGGGGUGCUUCCUGGUUGGAGCACGAUAACAAGGAUGCCUGUGAGUUGGAGUAGGUGCUUGCUCACGAAGGGAAAGUCUGGUAGGCCCGAGCAUGCGCACGAGGAGGUUGGGACUCGUGGGUCCGUGUGUGCACAUGAGGAAGCUAAAGGCUUGGAUGUGAUGAAGGCUUGCAAGAGGGGUUAUGACAAGGGGAAGUUUCGGGUAUGGGGGAGCUUAUGUGUGGGUGUGAGAGAUGGUCGUUAUGCAAGGGUUUUGAGUGAGGAUGAGUUACGAGUGGUGAGGGAGAAGGGUGGAUGGAUGAAGAUGACAAUGAAUAGUAGAAGGUUUAUAUAA
Molecule: messenger RNA, 525 nt
Organism: Dovyalis caffra
Lineage: Eukaryota; Viridiplantae; Streptophyta; Magnoliopsida; Malpighiales; Salicaceae
Source: the annotation of a GenBank genome assembly